Molecule: messenger RNA, 2457 nt
Organism: Fusarium tjaetaba
Lineage: Eukaryota; Fungi; Ascomycota; Sordariomycetes; Hypocreales; Nectriaceae
Exons: 6
Coding region: 1-2457 (818 amino acids)
Biological process (GO): transmembrane transport; intracellular copper ion homeostasis; intracellular iron ion homeostasis
Cellular component (GO): Golgi apparatus; early endosome; endoplasmic reticulum
Molecular function (GO): voltage-gated chloride channel activity
Source: RefSeq, a predicted model, not a curated record
AUGAGCGUGCGACAAUCAUCCUUCAGCUUGGCGCCUCCUGGACCUGGACUUGAAAGACGUCCUUCGGUGGUAUCGCGUUUAUCCUCCGUCUUUUCGAAUGCAGAUCAAGAAACAGGGAGUACGGCACGGACAGGGGCUGGACUUAUCGAGGAGGAGAUUGCCGAGAUUAAGAGAUAUGAACUGGACCAGGACUUUACAACAAUAGACUGGGUGCAAGAUGCGGCGCGAGAACAAGCUAAGCGUAAGGCGCGAAGAAAGCAAGCGGCCGGCCUCUACGAUAAAGGACAACCUGGCUGGCGAUAUCAGCUGUGGAAGAGUUAUGAUGCAGCGCAAGCCUGGAUCGUGGUAACAAUCAUUGGUAUUGCUAUUGGCUUGAAUGCAGCACUACUCAAUAUUAUCACGGAAUGGCUCUCAGACGUCAAGAUGGGCUAUUGCGAGACAGGCUUCUAUCUGAAUGAGAACUUUUGCUGCUGGGGAGAAGAGAAUGGCUGCGAUCAGUGGCACAGAUGGACUGGCUUCGAACCCUUCAACUAUUUUAUCUAUUUUGUCUUUGCAACCCUAUUUGCUUGUGUUGCGGGCACCUUGGUCAAGUCUUUUGCACCAUACGCCGCCGGUUCGGGUAUUUCUGAGAUCAAGUGCAUCAUUGCCGGGUUUGUUAUGAAAGGCUUCCUUGGAUGGUGGACCUUGAUCAUCAAAUCAGUCUGCCUCCCUCUAGCUAUCGCCUCUGGAAAUGUGAUCUCUCGGCUUUUCGACAAAUACAAACGCAACGCUUCUAAGACUAGGGAGUUUCUGAGCGCCUCGGCAGCUGCCGGCGUGGCUGUCGCCUUUGGCAGUCCUAUCGGCGGCGUGCUUUUCUCUCUUGAGGAAAUGUCGAACCAGUUUCCUCUCAAGACAUUAUGGCGAAGCUAUUUCUGUGCCCUGGUAGCGACAGCUGUUCUCGCUGCUAUGAACCCUUUCCGAACGGGCCAACUGGUCAUGUUCCAGGUCGAGUAUAAGAACGACUGGCAUUUCUUCGAGCUGCUAUUCUACGUCCUGAUUGGUAUUUUCGGAGGUCUCUACGGAGCCUUUGUGAUUAAGUGGAAUUUGCGGGUUCAGUCAUUCAGAAAGAAGUACUUGAAAGAGUAUGCGGUUCUCGAAGCAACUUUACUAGCAGCGGGAACUGCUAUUAUUGCCUACCCCAACGCCUUCUUGAGGAUAGACAUGACAGAGAGUAUGGAGAUUCUCUUCUCGGAAUGUGGACGUGGAGAAUCGUACCACGGUCUUUGCGAGCCUGACAAGAGAUGGUGGAACGUAAUUUCACUGUUCCUGGCGACGUUCCUGAGACUUUUCCUGGUUAUACUAUCCUAUGGAUGCAAGGUUCCCGCCGGUAUCUUCGUUCCUUCAAUGGCCAUUGGAGCGUCCUUCGGAAGAACAAUUGGAAUCCUUGUUCAAGCUAUUCAUGAGGCCAAUCCCACCAGCGUCUUCUUUUCCGCAUGCAAACCUGACGAGCCUUGCAUCACACCAGGUACAUAUGCCCUACUAGGAGCCGCUGCAGCACUCAGUGGCAUCAUGCACAUCACCAUAUCUGUGGUGGUCAUCAUGUUUGAGCUCACAGGUGCUCUGAACUAUAUUCUCCCCACCAUGAUCGUCGUCGGAGUCACCAAAGCCGUCAGCGAAUUGUUUGGCAAGGGAGGCAUCGCAGAUAGGAUGAUAUGGUUCAGUGGAAUGCCAUUCCUUGACAGUAAAGAGGAGCACAAUUUUGGAGUUCCUGUUUCAGCUGUCAUGAGAACCUCUGUUGUCUCGAUGCCCGUUCAUGGACUUACCUUGGGCGAGGUCCAGAGCCUCCUUGCUGAUGAUCGAUACCAAGGCUUCCCCGUGGUGGAAGAUAAACACACCAAGGUACUUGUUGGUUAUAUCGGUAGGACGGAGUUGCGAUAUGCCAUUGAUAAGAUGAGUCGAACCUCACCGUUAUCAGAGACUGCAAAAUGCACAUUUGCACCAUCGUCGGCAAAUCUAUCCAGUACAUCGCUCAACAACAUCCAUAGCGAGUCGUCUCACUCUUCAACUCUCGACUUUAGCCGAUAUGUCGAUGCAACACCCGUCACAGCUCACCCGAGACUACCCCUCGAGACUGUCAUGGAGUUGUUCCAAAAGAUCGGGCCUCGAGUUAUAUUGAUUGAAUAUCAUGGCAAGCUCACCGGUCUCGUAACCGUCAAAGACUGUCUGAAAUACCAAUUCAAGGUCGAAGCCGCCGAGAACCCCAAGGAUGAUCAUCGUAUCGAAGAGGGGCAAGAACAACUUUGGAACCUCUUUCAAAGAGCCGGUAACUGGUUCUCUGGUCGAGUCUCAAGAUACUCAGGAGGCCGAAUUCGCCUGACAAGCAGUUCUGGAGGUGAGCGGCCACUGGGGAGAGGGCAAAUAUUAGAUGGUGACGAGGAGGUGCUCGAUGAGGGUGUCGAGCUGGAGAGUCGGCGGUAA